This is a messenger RNA of Sebastes umbrosus (honeycomb rockfish), 2876 nucleotides long. It is a transcript of the gene tbc1d8b, whose product is annotated as TBC1 domain family member 8B. The record is from RefSeq and is a predicted model, not a curated record. NCBI's taxonomy places the organism in Eukaryota, Metazoa, Chordata, Actinopteri, Perciformes, Sebastidae. Gene Ontology annotation, molecular function: calcium ion binding.
AUGUGGCUCAAACCGGACGAGAUUCUGCUGAAAAACGCGUUCAAACUGUGGGUGACCGAGGAGGAUAACGAAUACUUCGUACUGCAGCGGAGUACGAGGUACGGAGAGGGUGGAGGCGGGCUGACAGGCCUUCUUGUGGGAACGCUGGACACUGUGUUGGACUCGACAUCCAAAGUUGCUCCCUACCGCAUUCUGCACCACACACCGGACUCACAGGUGUAUUGGUCCAUAGCAUGCGGUGUCACCAAAGAGGAGAUCCUACUGCACUGGGAGUGGCUGCAGCAGAACAUCAUGAGGACACUCUCUGUUUUUGACUCCAGCGAAGACAUCACCAGCUUUGUUCAGGGCAAGAUUAGAGGUCUUAUCGCCGAGGAAGGGAAGACAUCCCUGGUGCUGGAGGAAGAUCCGGAGAAGUUCCGAGAAGCACUUUUGAGGUUUGAGAAGUGGUUUGAGCUGCCACCGAAGGAAAAGCUGGUCACAUAUUACUCAUGCAGCUACUGGAGAGGCAAAGUACCCUGCCAGGGCUGGCUCUACCUCAGCACAAACUUCCUGUGCUUCUAUUCGUACCUGCUGGGAUCCGAGGUGAAACUGAUCAUCUCCUGGGAUGAGAUCUGGAGGCUGGAGAAAACCUCUAACGUCAUCCUGACUGAGAGCAUCCACGUCUUGGCUAACGGGGAGGACCACUACUUUUCCAUGCUGAUGCACCUCAAUGAAACAUUUGUCAUCAUGGAGCAGCUGGCCGACUACUCCAUCAAGCGCCUUUUCGAUAAAGAGGCCUUCCAGAGAGAGCCGGCUCUCUCCGACCCUCUGCAAAUUACCAAGAGAGGCCUAGAAGCUCAUGCAAAGAGCGAGCAGUUCCGGUCAUUUUUCAGGCUUCCCAAAGAGGAAAACCUGUUAGAGGUGCAUGAGAGCUUCCUGUGGGUGCCCUUCAGCCAUUUUAACACACUUGGCAAGAUCUGUCUGUCCGAGAACUACCUGUGUUUCGCCAGCCAAGAUGGAAGCCAAUGUCAUAUCAUCAUUCCAAUGCGAGAGGUUGUUAAUGUUGAGAAGCCAGACUCCAGCAGCAGGGCUUUAACGGUGUGUGUGCGCGGCAAGAGGGCGCUGCGUUUCUCCGAGAUACGGGACUACCAGCGGCUUGCCACCACGAUCCGUAGCAGGUGUGGGAUUAGCCCCAGCCCUCAGCACUCUGCGUCAACAGAGGCCAUACGAGGCGAGUGCCAGUCGCUCAUCAACCACUUCGAGGACAACCCAGAGGACGUAACACUGAUGGUGGGACAGAAAGACAGCAGCAAGGCUGUGAGCACUGAAGCUCUCAUGACUGUUUUCCACCCCCAGGAUGUUGAAAACCUUGAACCUAAAAUGCUUAAAGAAAAGAUGAAGGAACAGUCUUGGAACAUCCAUUUUGCUGAGUAUGGACGCGGCACGAGUAUGUUCUUCACCAGGAAGACGCGAGACUUGAUUGUUCGCGGUGUUCCCGAGGCCUUGAGGGGAGAGCUGUGGAUGCAUUUUUCAGGAGCUGUUAAUGACAUGGCCACUCACCCCGGCUACUACACGGACCUGGUCGAACAGUCUCUGGGCACGAGCACUUUGGCUACAGAUGAGAUCGAGAGAGACUUGCACCGCUCUCUGCCAGAGCACCCUGCCUUUCAGAGCGACACGGGAAUCUCAGCUCUACGCAGAGUCCUCACUGCUUAUGCAUUCAGGAACCCGAAAAUUGGCUACUGCCAGGCCAUGAAUAUCCUCACCUCAGUGCUCCUGCUCUACGCGAAAGAAGAGGAGGCUUUCUGGCUCCUAGUGGCUGUCUGCGAGAGGAUGUUGCCGGAUUACUUUAACCGCCGAAUUAUUGGCGCUCUGGUCGACCAGGCGGUGUUUGAGGAUCUGAUCCGAGAACACCUCCCCCAGCUGGUGGAGCACAUGACGGACCUGAGUUUCUUCUCGUCCGUGUCCUUGUCCUGGUUCCUCACUCUCUUCAUCAGUGUCCUGCCCAUAGAGAGCGCUGUGAACGUGGUGGACUGCUUCUUCUACGACGGCAUAAAAGCCAUUCUGCAGCUCGGCCUGGCAGUGCUGGACUACAACCUGGAGGCUCUGAUCAGCUGCCAUGACGAUGCAGAGGCCGUCACCAUCCUCAACAAAUUUUUUGACAGCGUGACAAACAAAGACAGCCCCUUGCCUCCAACAGUGCAGCAAGCUUCAGUAAGCAAUAACGACAAAUCAUCCCACUUCAAGGUGGAUAUCAGUGAACUGAUCAGAGAGGCAUACGAGAAAUAUGGAAAUAUUCGCUCAGAGGACGUCGAGAGUUCACGGAAAAGAAACAAACUGCAUGUGAUCCAGACACUGGAGGAUACAACCAAACAAAAUGUGAUUCGGGUGGUGACCCAAGAAGUCCGAUUCAGUGCCUCACAUCUUGACGGGCUCUAUAACUUGUUCAAAAGGCAGCAUUUCCUCUGCUGCUACUGGACAAUGAAGAGUCCGGCUCUGCUGCAUCACGACCCCAGCCUGGCCUACUUGGAGCAGUACCAGUUGGGCUUCCAACAGUUCAGCGUGCUCUUCUCCCUGCUGGAGCCCUGGGCUUUCUGCAGCCCCAAGAGCAACCUCUCCCUCUGGGUCUUCCGCCUGAUAGACGAGAACCAGGACGGCCUCGUCAACUUUAAAGAGUUCUGCAGCGCCCUUGACACUUUUGUACAGCGGAUCGUUCACAAAUAAGCUGAAAUUCCUCUUCAAGCUGCACCUGCCGCCAGCAUUUGAUCUGCCAGAAGAUGGUGUGAUAAGGAAAAGCCCUGAAAGAGGUAAAGGAAAAGUGGACCUGCAGGCCUACCUGAAACAAUGGCAAAAUGAAAUACUUAAGAAAGAGGAAACCAUUAAGGACCUGCCUCGAA